GCAGCUGCGCUUGGUAGUGGAAAUUGCUACAUACAUGGUAGUCAUUGUAGGACAGGUAUCAGUUCGAGAGUGGAGGCAAUAGUUUUCAGUAUGUAUAGAAAGUUGCAUUAUAAUCGACUUGUCAACUACGUUCUUCUUAUUUUGGCGUUUUACGCGUGUUACCUGAUCAGAACGCAACUGCGAUUGGCUGGAGUUACACCAUGGACAGCUUCGGAAAAUACAAAACAAACGAAGCCACGUGAUGCUAGUAUUGUUCAAGCCAUAGAGAAGCUGGUAAUAGAGAGUAAGGAUGUCUGCUUGGAGCACGUAGACGUCGUACCAAUGUGCGAACCAGUGAGAAAAGUAGUUUUCACAAAGACACACAAAACCGGGAGUACUACCUUAGCGUCGAUCAUUGAAAGAUACGGCUAUACGCGAAAUUUGUCGUUUGUCGUACCGCCGGAUAGAAAAAACGGGCCACACAUUUUAUCCAUGAAUCAUUUAUUCCACCGCAACAUGGCGAAAAAGUCAGCGCCUCCAUUGAAUGGAGGCGAAUAUUAUGACAUGCUGACCAAUCAUGUGCGUUAUAAUCGACCGGAAAUGGAUGCUGUACUCCCUAACGCGACCCACAUAACUAUAAUACGUCAUCCAGCGAAGCACUUCGAGUCAUCUUUCUCAUAUUUCUUGUGGGGCAGGGACGUGAAAAAGGAGCACGGCGACGUUAACGUGGGUGAUCAAAUAGCGACUUUUAUGGAAACUCCGGAAAAAUACAUUAAAAACAAAAUUUAUUUUUGGUGGCAGGCGCAUAAUGGGCAGCUAUUUGAUCUUGGGUUAAGUACGGAUGAUACUGAUAAUCAUACCACGGUGAGCAAAAAAAUACAAGCUCUUGAAAAGGAGAUGGAAUUUAUUCUUAUCGCAGACCACUUUGACGAAUCGUUGCUUAUAUUAAAAAAGAAAUUCUGUUGGACAAUGGAUGAUAUAUUGUACAUACCGAACGGCGUACGAAGUAAACAAUUCCGCAGGGAGAUGUCAGAGGAAACACGUGCGCGCAUUUUGGACUGGAAUGAUUCCGAUUUAAAACUAUUCGAAUAUUUUAACAAAACUCUCUGGCAAAACAUUGCUGAGUACGGUCCCUGUUUUGAAAGGGAUUUACAAUAUUUUCGUGAGAAGCGACAGAAAGUGAUGGAUGAGUGCAUUGGCCCUAGUCAAGUUGUCAAGAAAGACCCGCGAGAAACUAGAUACGUGCUGAAAGAAAACGCAUCGGAACUGUGCCUCAACAUGUGGCGUGGUGACGUCACAUUCACCAAGUUUAUCAGAAAUAAACAGUUAUCCAGAAUUGUACACCCUCUCAACAAUUAA
Molecule: messenger RNA, 1338 nt
Organism: Saccoglossus kowalevskii
Lineage: Eukaryota; Metazoa; Hemichordata; Enteropneusta; Harrimaniidae
Product: galactosylceramide sulfotransferase-like
Biological process (GO): glycolipid biosynthetic process
Cellular component (GO): membrane
Molecular function (GO): galactosylceramide sulfotransferase activity
Source: RefSeq, a predicted model, not a curated record